CACCUUUCGCAGCGGUAUGAUUUUACAUGAGAUUUACUUAAUUGAGAGCUUAAAAGUCGAGACAGAUAUUUAUUCCAAACUUAGUGGUAUUGAGGCAAGCUUCCGCCAUCAUCAUGAUUAUUUUCUUCAUUUUCAUCUAUGUAAAAAUCUUGAAUGAGGAGUAACUUUGGAAGUGGAAUGAAGGAACUCCCCUUGAUUGGAGAAUAUUUUUUCAUAUUGAUACACAAACUGAUAAUACUCGUCAGGGUCCAGCCAGAAUCUUUAUCUUGGAAUUCUUCAAGCUGGGUGAAAAUAGGUUUUUUAAUAUGAUCUUUGAACCAUUCUUCCAAAUUCGUUGACAUGAAUGCUGUAACACUUUCACUUGUAAAAUAUUUAAUGUCUGUCGUUCCUUACCGUUUUUUUGCAUAGAAAAUUCUACGAUAAAGUCAGAAUUAAUUUUUACAGCGUUAUAUUCCUUCAAGCAAUCUUCUACUUUAACCUUAAAGAGCUUUUACGCAUCGUUAAAAAAAACUUAGAAUGUCUACAUGCUUUAUAUUUACAACUACACCUGUUCUAAUUCGAUUUUGAAACUCUGAUUCUAUAUCUCGCCACUCAACUCUAGCUUUAGUUUCUUCCGAUUGUAGAUUGCCUCCUUGCUGAAGAUGUUGUUCGAGUUGAACUUGCACACAUGAAAGAUGUGUCAUACAAGUUUGAUAUUUCUGCUUUUCUCCUCUUGCAAGAUUAGCUUUGUCGAUUUUUUUGUUCAAUUCCUUUAUUGUGGAAUUGCACAUGUCCAGCCAAUAAUGAAUAUCAUUAUUGCUCAUUUCACGUAUAUUUCGCAAAGUAUCACGCACUACUACAACAAGGCGUUCAAAAAGUUGAAAUGAAGCUAUAUUUACUUUUUUCACUUAACACUCACAAAACAGAAUUCUUUAAAGAACUAGUUUCGUGUACUGUAGUAGAUAAAGUCUGCUCCUCAAAGUAAAAUUUCUUGCUUACAUAGACUAGAACACGAAAGAAAAUGAGGAAAAUUUUAGUAACUACCAAUGAAUAGGAAGUUUGACAAGGAGAAGGGAUAUUUUCUUAGGAAGGGAUGGAUUUUCUAUCUUUGCUCCAAUGAGAAGUGGUCAUCUUCGACAAUGAAAAGCUGAGGAGCAAGUAAUGUCGAGGAGAAGGGAUAUUUUCUUGGGAGGGGAUGAAUUUUCUAUUUUUAGACCAAUGAGGUCUGUGCUUCUUUUUGACAACCAAUUGUGUGACAACCGAGGUGGAGUUUCUUCUUAUAUAAGCAGGAUGGCAAAAUUCAUCUGUUUAUUUACAAUAAACUCGUCUUAUAGAACUAACUCUACGAAGCUGCAAGAUGACUACAAUGUGUGAAUACAAAAGGAUGUUUCAAAAUAUCAUACUGAAAUAUCCGGAAGAAAAUGUUUAUAUUGUUGACAUACAAGGAUUUCAAAGAAUUGCUGCGGAUACUUUCAUUUUCAAGGAAAUUAGUUUUUUGAAAAUAAAAAAAACAGGUUUACCAACUGCUUACCUCUUCAAGUCUCCAAUGCCGUGGGAAGAACUUACCGGGGAAGAAAAAUGUAUGAUUCAUUGGCUGGAAAAAAGUCACCAUGGAAUCGAAUGGAAUUCUGGUGACAUUCCAUACCAUCGACUUCAACAUGUCUUACAAAUCUUUACGCGAGAUGUUAAAAAGAUAUUCGUUAAGGGAGAACAGAAAGCACUGUGGUUGAAAAAUUAUUUGCCGAAUACUCUAAUAUCUAAUGUUGAAUAUCUCGGAUGCCCUCCGCUCGAGAACAUAAAAGUAAUAAAAAUUACUUUUGCUUGCACCAUCAUCUUUCUAUUAGAAGCAAACCAGUAUGUGCCGUCCAUAAUGCUCUUUCAAUAAGAGCAUGGUUAUUCAAUUAUUUGUUCUGAAAAAUGUAGUCAA
Molecule: messenger RNA, 1906 nt
Organism: Nasonia vitripennis (jewel wasp)
Lineage: Eukaryota; Metazoa; Arthropoda; Insecta; Hymenoptera; Pteromalidae
Exons: 2
Coding region: 1337-1864 (175 amino acids)
Source: RefSeq, a predicted model, not a curated record